Messenger RNA from Annulohypoxylon maeteangense, 1620 nucleotides. RefSeq names its product LrgB-like family-domain-containing protein. The transcript is spliced from 5 exons. The record is from RefSeq and is a predicted model, not a curated record. Lineage: Eukaryota; Fungi; Ascomycota; Sordariomycetes; Xylariales; Hypoxylaceae. Bases 1 to 1620 code for a protein of 539 amino acids.
AUGGCGACCGUGCGUAAACAAGCGCUAGAUGACCUGCUAUCAGCAGUACAAAUCUCAUUCCGACACUCUCGGCACAACAUCAUACAAGCAUGGCUCUAUGUGCCAUUUGGAAUAAUUCUAAUGCUAUUGGCCUGCUUCGGAGUUAACAAGUUAUUUGGACUUGGGUCUGUGGCCUUUCCGUCGUCGGUAGCAUGUCUCGUCAUUCUUUUCUUGGCCUUGCUACUAUCCGAACAAGUGCUCGGCGAGCAUCGGACGAAGCGCAUCGUUGGUGUUAUUGAAAUUCCAGGCGGGUGGGCAUUACGAUGGAUCAAUGUAUUGUUCACACCCUCAUUCGUUCUACUACCCCUGAGUCCAUCAAUAGGGGGAAUUGAGGUCCUCAAGAUAAUCGCUGUCUUCAUAAUUGGUUUUGUCGUCAUGAUGGGCCUCGCAGCAUACAUGACCCGAGCCCUCCAGCUUCUUCUAGGAUCAUCAAAAAGAGCCAUGACAGCACGAGCAGAAGAGCUCAACCCUAGUAGCGACGAGAUACCUAUGACAACUUUACCAGCAUCCGCAGGGACCUCCACCCCAGCAGAGAUCUCAGACCAACUGUCAUCAGACGAGGUAGACCUACAACGCCCGCUACCAUCCCAAGACGCCGCCCCGGCCCAUCGAGCAGAACCCUCCCCCCCCACAACCCCAAGCCCCGAAGCCGAGCCCCCAACCCUCCCACCCCAAGCCCCAAUCCCACCAUCCCGCUCGGUCCGGUGGGCCGCAAUACUAACCACGCGCCUCGACCUCCUCACCUACAGCACCCUCUUCCUCCUCGUCGGGGUGCCAGUAUACUACACAACGAACUACGCCAUGCCGCUACACCUAACCGUCAACAUCCUAACCUACAUGUUCGCGACCUCCCUCCCGCCAACCUGGCGCACCUACCUGCACCCCGUGCUCCUAUGCUCGCUCCUCACAGCACUAACCAUCUACAUCCUCGCGCUCCCGCAAACCCACUCCCUCAGCACCGUGCUCACGCAAUACAAAACCGGAACCUCCUACACCACUCUCUGGAGCCCCCGCACCACAACCCCCCUCCCACCCCCCGGCGCAGGCGACAUAUUCGCCUCCAUCCUCGACGCCUCCAUCAUCUCCUUCGCGCUGCCGGUAUACCAAUACCGCCGCGAACUCCGACAACACCUCACCGCGAUCCUAGUCCCCACCAUCGCCAUCAGCAUCGGCUCGCUGUUCGCAUACCCGCCGAUCUGCCACGCCAUCGGCAUCAGCGCGCCGCGCAGUCUCGCCUUCGCGGCCCGCAGCCUGACGCUUGCGCUUGCGGUGCCGGCGACGGCGAAUUUGGGCGGCGAUGUGAAUACGGUUGCGGCGCUGGCGAUCAUGAGUGGGAUCCUGGGCGUCCUGGUUGGACGGAGGGUUUUGGGCUGGUUGAGGAUUCCGGAGGAUGAUUAUGUGACCCGUGGCGUAACCCUCGGUGCCAAUUCAUCGGCUAUUGCGGCGGCUUUGCUGCUGCGUACCGAUCCCCGAGCCGCGGCGCUUUCAAUCCUGUCGAUGAGCCUGUUUGGCACCAUUACGGUUCUUUUCACCUCGAUUCCGCCGAUGACGGUGGUGAUACAGUCGUUGGUUGGGAUGUGA